This is a messenger RNA of Sander lucioperca (pikeperch), 4698 nucleotides long. It is a transcript of the gene gmcl1, whose product is annotated as germ cell-less, spermatogenesis associated. Gene Ontology annotation, molecular function: protein binding. The record is from RefSeq and is a predicted model, not a curated record. Gene Ontology annotation, biological process: germ cell development. Lineage: Eukaryota; Metazoa; Chordata; Actinopteri; Perciformes; Percidae. The transcript is spliced from 15 exons. Bases 415 to 1926 code for a protein of 503 amino acids.
GCCGUUGAGCAGAGCAGCCAUCUGUGACGUAGAAUGCUACUACUAACCAGCAAAAGAAGAAGAAUAACAAAAGCAGCUACAGAUUUUCAGGGCAGUACAGACAACCCCUCUGGGUUAACACUUACUCUUAUUUAGAAAAGAAAAAAAUGUAAGUUAACUGGAACCAAAGAGGAGGUUGCGGUGUGGAGGCUUGUGUGAAGUAGUAGCUUGUCAGAAGCAACGCUGUUAUUGUUUUCAGAACUGUUUUCGUUUGUGAAUCCCGGCAGCUAAGCUAGCUCUGAGGUUAGCUCCUCUUCAACUGGCUAGUCAACGUCUGACAGACUUUCUGACCUGAGAUAGUCAGCCCGUGUUUACCGUACAAAUUAACCCUACACAUCUCCCUUAGCCUGCUCGGUGCUACUCGUCAGUGUAGAGAUGGGAAGUCUGGGCAGUAGGUUCCAGUCCCCCUCUCAGGGACCAGAGGAGGCUGCAGAGGGCACAAAUAACAGCCACAAGCAUGGAUGUGAGUGUCAGAAGAGGAAACGAAAUGCCCCAUGUGACUGUGACAGUGAACAAGAGGAGGACGAUGCCAUACUGGAUACACCUCGCAGGAAGAAAUUGAAAAGCACAUCACGAUACAUUUAUCAGACUUUGUUUCUGAAUGGGGAGAACAGUGACAUUCGCAUCUGUGCUCUGGGACAGGAGUGGAACCUCCACAAAGUGUACCUGUGUCAGUCAGGGUAUUUCUCCAGCAUGUUCAGCGGCUCUUGGAAGGAGUCCAACAUGAUGGAAAUCAAUUUGGAGAUCCCUGACCAGAACAUCGACACUGAAGCUCUACAAGUCGUAUUUGGAUCCCUGUAUCGGGAUGAUGUUCUGAUCAAGCCCAGCAGAGUUGUCAGUAUUCUUGCAGCUGCUUGUAUGCUACAGCUGGAUGGUUUGAUCCAGCAGUGUGGAGAGACCAUGAAGGAAAAUAUCAGUGCGAAGACCGUGUGUGGCUACUAUGCUUGUGCCAGCGUCUAUGGCUUGGAUUUGGUCAUGAAAAAGUGUCUUGAGUGGCUUCUGAACAACCUGAUGACCCACCAAAAUGUCGACCUGAUGAAAGAACUUGGGGCAGAGGUGAUGGAGCAGCUCAUUCAGUCCUCUGACCUGUUUGUCAUGCAGGUGGAGAUGGAUGUAUACACUGCUCUGAAAAAAUGGAUGUUUCUGCAGCUCAACCAGUCAUGGGACGGCCCAAUUAAGCAGCUUCUGGCUGAUGCUGAUGCGUGGCUUUGCAAACGCAGGACAGACUUGUGUGAGAAAGAGCCCUUCUUGAACACAGAGGAGGGUGAACCUUUCCGUUCAGUGUUCAAAUACGUUCGUCUCCAGUAUAUUAUCAAUGAUCUCGCAUCUGCACGCAUUCUGGAGAGAGACAAUAUUUUGCCCCCUGAUUGGUUAACGUCGGUGUACAAAAACCAGUGGUUCGCUAUGCUCCGGACAGAAUUUGACAAUGAUAAUGGUCCCCAGGAAGCCAACAAAGACGAGUUUGAGCUGAGCAGUAUGAGGUGCGGCAGGAAACUGACUAAAGAUGGAGAUUACUGCUGGCGGUGGACAGGCUUUAACUUUGGUUUUGAUCUGCUGGUGACCUACACAAACCGUUUCAUAGUCUUCAAAAGAAAUACUCUGAGUCAGCCAUGUGGGGGUGCUGUGAGUCUGCAACCUCGAAGGCAUCUGGCAUUCCGGUUACGUCUUGCCUCCUUUGAUAGCCGUGGAAAGCUGGUCUGCAGUCGCUCAACAGGUUACCAGCUUCUCACUCUCGAGAAAGACCAGGAGUAUGUGGUGAUGAACCUUGACAGCCGGUUGUUAACAUUCCCCCUCUACGUGUGCUGUAACUUCCUGUAUACGUCGCCUCACUCUGACCCUCGUCCAGAUUCCUCAGAACAAGAAAGCACUGCUCGCAGCGUGUCUUGAUGCCUGUUCAGCAGCCAUUAACUGCUACUAUUCUUCUGGGAAAGCUGAGACACUGACACAAGCUUGUACGUACAAUCCACCGCCACAUUUAACACUUUCACUUUGACAUUGGACAUACCAUCUGCAUGCUGUGUAACACAGUGAGGUGUUUAAGGGAAAUGUUUUGUAUCUGUGUAUCCAGUGUUUUUGGCACAGUAAGAAUUAGCUACACAUACAUGGGGUUUACAGUGUAACAGAGACAGUGGCCAGGAGAGAUUAGGCCACCUUUGUCUUCAAAGCAGCUUCAAACUCUGGACCUCUGCCAUGAACUGUCUGCACUGGGAUGUUGGACCAUUUCUCAAGAUGGAAAACCCCCAGGUCAUUUAUAUUAAUGGAACCACUCUGGAAACAUUUAUCAGUGUGUAUGGGGGCAUUAUCAUCCUGGAAUACGGGAACAUCAUGAGGGAACAGCUCCAGAGGGACCUUUAUUGACUUGUAUGGUUGUUAUACUUGUGAUGAGAGGUGUGGCCCUGCACUCUACUGAUGGGCGCGCUCAAAAACUCACCUGUCUUUUGUACUGAUUUAAAUUAACAGCUCUGUGCAGCAAGCACACAACAUACCAUACAUACCAACAGUGUCCUAAACAAUCCAGACAUAUAUUUCACAUGACUUGGGGCUACUGAUAUUGUACAAUCUCUGCCAACACUUACCACAUACCACCUGCACUCCAUGUAAGCGCCCUUGCCCCAAUGGAGUGCAGCUGAUGACACUCAACAGGCAUCACUUUUGAAUUGCAAAAAACUAACUGAUAGAUGCAGUAAAGCAGCAGUUUCAAUCUGUGUUGUAACACUUUUUAACUCCUGGAGGUCCACCUCACUCAGUCUUAAUCUAGUCUACACAAGAGCAGCUUCUGUUUUUCAGAUUGGAAAGUCCACCACCUCUUCAGUAAACUGGAGGAAACCGCAUCACUACUCCCAGAUUAUACACAGUAUCAAGAAUCCUUUGUACUUUGUAAAUAACAUUUACUGCAAUAUUCACAUUAUAAAACAACAUUGCAUACAAGUGAUAAAAGUAAAGUCACGAAGCCCAAGUAGCUAUGCUUAUGUUACACACCUCUAUGUAAACCUGCAUCGUCAGGGCAAUAAUCCAGAUUAAACCAAUAAUCUUUAUUCAUGAGACAUGACACUUCAGGAGUUUUUGUGCGUUAACCUCAUUUACACAGUUUACACUUGGACGUACAAUCAUUGAUACCAGCAUUUCUGAUGUUCACAGCAUAAUGUGAAAACUCCAAACAAACAGAAAUGUUGAUAGACUACAGAUUUUGAGACAUUCUGUAGUGUUUACCAGCUACACUGUCAAAUCUCCAUUUACUGCUGUUACUGAAAUCCACUGAUCCUGUUUUGCAGUGCAGUUUGUCCCUUGACACAUUAAGGCACGCUGUUUAGACUGCUCCCAUCAACACAUGAAGUACCUUUGCAGUUAUGUUGUUGUACACGUUUGUACUAUUGAUUAGGCAGUUUUGUAAAUCUGUUACCUCAUGCUGUUUUGAAAACCUGUAAAGCGGAAAUGUACUGCCAACACAUUCUCAGUAUGACUCGCUUGUAUAGCUGUAACUGUCAUAAAGUUUAAGGUGUUUUUUAUUUUUAUUUAUUUUAUGACUUCAUUGUAUUUGUAUGGAUUUAUUUUUGCAAAAGAAAAUACAAUUUCCAACAGCCAAUAAAACUGCCCAUUCACAUGGGCUAUGGUGCUAUCACACGAUCCUUUCUCUUUCUCCAACUAGGUCUUUACUACAGCUGCACAUUUAUUCAUGCUUCUGUAGAUAUUACAACAGUUUCCUCUAUGCUGAAUCCUGAUUUCCUACUUAGUGACGUUCAUUGGAACCCAUUGGAACAUAUUUGAUAGAGCUGUCCAGCAAUAAUGUCUAUUAUAUAUAUUAAUGAUUUAUUUACCACUUAUUGUGAUAACUAAUCCUUUAUUGCAUACAUGUAUCAUUUUCAAUUAUUAGAUCACUGAAAAACUUCAACAACCAGUCCUACACAACAUAUUCUCUGCAAAAUGAUCCAGAUUCAGGUUGAUCUCCUCUGUUCAGUCGGAGCAACAGCAGAUCUUCAUCAGGAAUGAAAAAGCUUGGAUAAAAACUAGCAGAUUUUAGGCUUGGCACAUAUUAAUUAUUUAAUAAAUUACUAAAAAAAAUAUUACAGUCAACAUACCUGCUGUCUGACAAUUAAGCAUUACGACGUUUCCAAAAGAUGUAAACUACAUUAUGUAAGAAGCAGAGCGAAAGACCCCUGUCUGUAUUUUCUGUCUGAGUGGCACAACUUUUGUUUUCAGUUGGCUUCUCUGCAGAGUCUGUUCUGGUCCCUGAAGUAAAGUUUGAAUUAAUUUAAUUUCCCUUUCUAAAUGUUUUGGGUAAAACAAAUCCAGGAUACAGAAGAUCUUUCUUUCUAACUAUGUAAGUUUGGAGAUGAUGCUUUUAUCAAGACUCCAGCCUCUUAGUCAGUUACUUAUUCUACAUUUAUAAAGGACUAAAAACAAGAAUUUAGUCAAGAGUUCUGCCAGAGACUAUCUCACAUCCCAGUAACAGUUGGCUUGCCAUGGUUUCCUCAAUAUUAGAUUCCAUUACAACAAUUUUCUAAAUAAACAACAUAGAUUUGGACAAAAUAAAUAGGUUGUGGGGUUUAUAUUAGAUCUACAGUGUGUUUACUGCUUCUUGUAAUUGUUGCUGCACAAUGUUCUCCUGCAGGUACUCAUACUGCCACCUUACAGUGUUGCCUUCUUUGUACCAUAAUUUGU